AUGGGCGAGCUCGCGCCAGCGCGAAAGGCGGCGGGCUGGCGCCUGGACCGCAUCCUGUUCGGAGGACCGGGCUCGGGGCCGGCGAGGGACCGGGCGCGCAAGUUUGAUGAGGUCUUACAAGCGGCUCAGGAUUCGCACGAGGGUUUCGUGAAGAACUUGCGGGGCGCGGGCGUCGUCGAUUUCUCGAUUCAGGCGUUGCAUGGAGCCCUGUCCGACGUCGGCAACUGUUUCUACUGGCUCGCGCUGCCGAACUGGCUCCGCCGCCGCCAAUGCGCGUCUCUAUCCGGCACGCAGUGGGCAAGUCUCUGGAACGCCACCGACGUCGCGGAGGCCAGGGGCGCCAGGGAAAUAUUCAGAUAUCGGCGCGCGACACUGCCUGCUGCGCCUCGCCGAGCCGCCCCCGGCAUCUUCGACCCGUUCCAGGACCUGGAGAUUGUCGAGCCGAUCGUCGACCCAAACGAGCCCUCGCCUCACGAGGCUAAUUUCCGAUUCAAAGAGAUGCCCGAUGGCCUCUCGCAGGACCCCACGUGGAUAACCAGCUAUGCUGCGCCGUUCGCCAUCAGGGAUGGCAUUCGGGACCCGCAGUCGAAGGCUACGGAAUCUGCGAUGAUGCACACCUCGCAGAGCUCCAGACGCCCGCGCCAUGCUCCGACGCGAGCUGGCGGGCUCGAUGGGCACCCGAGCCCCGCGGAGCUCGGGGCGCAGACCUUCCUGGAAGCGAACGCCGUCUCGGAGAGGUCCGACUCGCCGCAGAUCAACGACGCGCUGACCCCGACGCCGGGCAGCCAUUUCUACGCGAUCCACCUUGACCGCGCGGAGCGGGGGCACUGGGAGAAGCUCGUCUUAGAGGCCAGCCUGACCAACCAGCCUGACCAACCUGGAGGCCAGGACCCGAUCAAGCACGCCGCAGCCCACCCGCCACGCGCACCCCACAAGGGCCAGAAGUUCGUGGAGCUCAGUAGCGGCGAGGAGGGCGCUCACCGCGCGGGGGCACCCGAGACUGGCGAGCCCAGCGAGGACGGCUUUGCGCUCGGCUUCGACGUCCCCUUCGAGGACAUCCAGCCGGCCGCGUUCAAGACGGAACUGCACAGGUGCUUCCAAUCGCUCGGGGUUGACGAGGUCGCGUUGUCCAGAGUCAGCAUCGACAUCUACGAGGACGACGGCGCCAUCAUCGCACACACGCACGGACAUCCGGACUCGAUCCGCAUGCUCAAGGCGGUGAAGUUGUCAACCAUCGAGGUUGUGAAGUCUGGCUCGCAGAUGGUGCUGUCCGUGUACCAGACGUCCGCGAGAACCCCUCGACGAUCGAGCUGUUGGCGGCACGCCGCCGGCGCCGCCGGCCCGCCGGCGGUGGACCACCGGCAGCUCUCCGCUGCGCCCGCGGCUGCCGCGGCCCGCCGGCAGUUGCGCCGGCAGAACCAGUUCGGGGUCUUGGGAUUUGUCCAGUUCACCGGGCCCGUGGCAUAUUUAAUGGGCACUGGCGGGAUGGGUGUUUGCAAGGCAUUCGCAGGUUGA
Messenger RNA from Prorocentrum cordatum, 1515 nucleotides. The record is from the annotation of a GenBank genome assembly. NCBI's taxonomy places the organism in Eukaryota, Dinophyceae, Prorocentrales, Prorocentraceae.